GAUCAAAGUCAUUGUGAUUAUGAUGGUUUUGAAUAAUUCGGUAUAACUCAUGUAAUAACUUAUGUGUGUUAAGCUAAUCAAGAGUGCCACUAAGAGGUCCAGUCAGGUAUAGGAAAACCUGCAAAGAAGGGGGGCACUGAAGCAACAUUGAGAACCACUGGCCUAUAGGACACAAGAGAUGCUGCCUGCCUGUUUGUCCUACACAAUGCUCACAGCUGAGACUGUCAAUGCUUUGUGAUGAACCGUCUACUCCCAACAUUUCACAAGCAGGCCUGUGAUCAUCAGGGGGGUGGGGGGGCCUUCUAAAAGGCAGUACCCAAAUCUGUCACAAGGUAGUGACAUUUCACCUUUUUUGCUUGUCCCAUUAUAUAGCUUCACCUAUGGUUCUAAUUUUAUUUUGGUUACAUUUUGCCUUUGCAAGGCAAGGUAUUGACUGUUUAUCAUGAGUCUUAGCCAUAAUGUUUUAGCUUUUGAUGGAGAAAAACUUUUUUUUAUAUAUGGACAACCUCGGGUGAGUGGACAGAGUGAACAGUGUCCAUUGUAAAGACAAACAGGACUGUAGUAGUGAUCAGAAAUUCAAGUAUGGAGAUACUGAUAUGUCUGAAUUUUGGUUUAGGUGCACUGUAUGUCAGGUAGUUUAAUAAAUCCUUGACGUCUUGUGAUUGAGAUUAUAGAAAUGUCAGAAUGUCUUGUUUGUGUUUGUGUGAUUAUAGUGCCUGUCUUUUUUUUGUUACAUGUUAAUCACAUCUGUAAAUGUUUUUCAGCCAAACGUAUUCACACCUGUAAACGUAGGACAUCUAAACAUUACAAAAAGGCAUAUGUGUGUGUAUGUAAGUGUGUAUGUAGGUGUUUGUUUGUGUGUGUGUAUGUUUGUGUGUGUACAUGUGUGUGUGAAAGAAAGAGCGAGAGAGAGAGAGAGAGAGAGAGAGAGACUGUCGGAGGGAGAUUUUUAGGGGAGGGUCCAGUGGCUGAAGUAGUGAGAAGGACUGUAGCACACAUGAUAGAUCAAAGGCUGUUUCCAUUUUUCUGGAGGACUGGCACACAGAGCUCAUAGGAACUAUACAUUGCUCCCUUCAAGCUGAAACAGGCCUUGCUCAGGAUGACGAUGGCUGUCAACUGAAGCUGUUAAGCCCAUUGCCUUCUGUAGUCUCUGUAACAAGUCAAAGAGGAGGCCCCUUGGUCCAAAGAAACGGACAAAGAUAGUUAGGACCAGAAAAAAAAACCUAUUUACUUAUCACUCAGAAGUCAUUAAUACCACUACCACAGCAGCAUAUCUAAUGUUUUGCAUAUUGUGUGUGCUACCAUUUUAUCCUGACAAUACAUUUAUAUUCAGCUUCUCUGGACUUUUGUCUAGCCACCUGUUGAACAUUCUGAGGGCUAAAGUGCCACUUUAUAUCGUUGUAGCAAUUUGUUUUAAAUGCACAGGUUCCCCAAAAUCCUGAUCAGAAUAACUGAGGUCUGCAGCAGUUACAAGGCAGUUGUAUGAAUGCCGUAAAGGGCACUUGAUUUUACACAACAGAGAGAAUAAUUCAGUCACUCCCAGGUGGAGCUGCAGUGAAACAGAUAUCCCAUGGCCACUCUAGGGCUGAUGUGGAGCAGGAAGGCUGGGGCCUCUGGUCAGACUGCUGGACUGCUGACGACCCUGCUCCUGGGACUGCUGAUGCUGUCGUGGGGGCCCCUGGGGGUCUGGGCCCAGAAUGACACAGAGCCCAUCGUGCUGGAGGGGAAGUGUCUGGUGGUGUGCGACUCCACCCCAUCCUCGGAGCCCGCAGGCAACGCCCUGGGCAUGUCGGUGCGCUCAGGCACCGGGCGGGUGGCCUUCUCCGUCACUCGGCAGACAAACCAUGAGCCAACAGACAUGAGCAAUCGCACCAUGAUCAUUUACUUUGACCAGAUAUUGGUGAAUGUGGGUAACCACUUUGACCAAGAGAGUAGUGUCUUCUUGGCUCCUAGAAGAGGUGUAUACAGUUUCAAUUUUCACGUGGUGAAGGCUUACAACAGGCAAACCAUACAGGUUAGCCUGAUGCUAAAUGGCUGGCCUAUGGUAUCAGCCUUUGCUGGGGACCAGGAUGUGACAAGAGAAGCAGCCACCAACGCUGGCCUGGUGAUUAUGGAGAGGGGGGACAAGGCCUACCUCAAGCUGGAGAGGGGAAACCUGAUGGGGGGCUGGAAGUACUCCACAUUCUCUGGCUUCUUGGUCUUCCCCCUAUAGAGGAAGUCUUGGAAAGGGGGUAGGGGGUGGGAGUGUUGCAAGUGUGGGGACAGUUACAAAACAAAAACAACUUUGCAACUCUUCCUCAUAAGGUAACACUAGUGAAAUGUAUUUGAUUAAUAAAUAGCUACAGAAAUCAAAAUCUGCAAUAGCUUACACUGAAGGUAACCACCAGAUAAUUGUAAUGCCAUAUUAAAAUAGCUAUAAUUUAUCUUUUUAAAAUAGCUAUAAUUCAUCUUUGGUAAAUUAUAGCUGUUGGAUUGGGUUUGGCUGACAGGUGCAUGAUCUAUUGGAAUUACGUUUGUGCCAGCUCCGAAUUUGCCUGGUAAAAUUCACAAGCUGUAGCCCUGCAAAAAAAAUGGUGUUUCAGCACAAUUGACCACAUGCUUUAUUAUUUAAUUGCUGAAUCAAAGAAUAUGAAAAAAGGUGAUCUAUCUCUUCAAGGCAUCUUACAAACUUUUUUUCAGUUCCUGGUAAUCUGACUGUUCCUCUUGUAAGGGUGCAUUGUAUCCCGGUUUACUCCUUGGAAUAAUAACAUUUAAUGCUUGCCUGCUUGUGCUCAGCUGUACAUUUGCAUUUAUGACCAAUUUGUAUAAUGUUUAAAAUGUAUUAAAUGGACUAAACCUUA
Messenger RNA from Clupea harengus (Atlantic herring), 2840 nucleotides. It is a transcript of the gene cbln12, whose product is annotated as cerebellin 12. Gene Ontology annotation, molecular function: protein binding. Gene Ontology annotation, biological process: maintenance of synapse structure. Gene Ontology annotation, cellular component: synaptic cleft; glutamatergic synapse. Lineage: Eukaryota; Metazoa; Chordata; Actinopteri; Clupeiformes; Clupeidae. The record is from RefSeq and is a predicted model, not a curated record.